Acaulospora morrowiae is the source of this 228-nucleotide messenger RNA. Lineage: Eukaryota; Fungi; Glomeromycota; Glomeromycetes; Diversisporales; Acaulosporaceae. The record is from the annotation of a GenBank genome assembly.
AUGGCGCAGCAACCAACCCGAACAAGAAAGAUGGCAAGCAACUCAGGGAACAGUAAAGUCCCUAACAGACAGUCAGAUAGAACUCUCAGAUAUAAAAGAAGAACAGUUAAAGAAUCUGAUUCCCCAACAGUUCCAAACCAAAAAACUUUAUACAUCCACCAAACAAAUGAAUAUAGCAAGACAGAAGCACAACAAAAUACUUCACCCAAAGAGAGUUGGGAUGAACAG